UUUUAAAACUGUUUUUAUAGUUUUCUGUUCUUAAAUUCCAAGUUCUUAGGGAUAACAUCUGCACACACAAAUCUUAUGGUUUUUCUCCCCUUGGUUUAAUUUCUUCCUGGAGCUUUUAAUUUUUCAUCUCCAGUCUGGACUGUUUGCUCCUUAGGCCUCCUGCACAACUGGCAUUCAGCAGCCUCAUUUUGCUAUAUUCAUGAAACAAGUUCAUUACUUCCCGAAUCCUAUGGCAUCUAUGCUGAAUCUGUGCUGAAGCAUAUCUCAAAGGAACUUUCUAAGGAAGUCUCGAUGCAGCAGUAAUGAGUUUCUGGAUGAGGAAGCCACAGGACAGAGGGCAGCAGAACCCCUGAAUCACCUUGCAUGGCAGGGCUGCUCACAGACCAGGAAUAUCUGCUUUGGAUGGUUACACGAACCUCGUAUUCAUUUGCCUCCCCAGUUCUACCCCACCCAGGAAAGAAUGACUAAGGGCAAAAGAAUACUGUGGGAGAAAACAGAGCAGCAGCAGUAUUACGUUUAUGUUAUUUCAUGUCUGCAAGUUAGGAGCAAUGUCAACUUUGUAGUGUGCCAAGUCUUUGCCUUGCUAGCAGCCAUUUGGUUUCGAACUUACCUACGUUCAAGCAAAACUAGCUCUUUUAUAAGACAUGUAGUUGCUACCCUUUUGGGCCUUUAUCUUGCACUUUUUUGCUUUGGAUGGUAUGCCUUACAUUUUCUUGUACAAAGUGGAAUUUCCUAUUGUAUUAUGAUCAUAAUAGGAGUAGAAAACAUGCACAAAUAUUGUUUUGUGUUUGCUUUGGGAUACCUCACAGUGUGCCAAAUUACUAGAGUCUAUAUCUUUGAUUAUGGACAAUACUCUGCUGAUUUUUCAGGCCCAAUGAUGAUAAUUACCCAGAAGAUCACUAGCUUGGCAUAUGAAAUUCAUGAUGGGAUGUUUCGAAAGGAUGAAGAACUAACUCCAUCACAGAGAGGUUUAGCUGUAAGGCGCAUGCCAAGCCUCCUGGAGUAUUUAAGUUACAACUGUAACUUCAUGGGCAUCCUGGCAGGCCCCCUCUGCUCUUACAAAGACUACAUCACUUUCAUUGAAGGCAGAUCAGACCAUAUGACCCAGUCAGGUGAAAAUGGAAAAGAAGAAAUGCUGUACAGAAGAACAGAGCCAUCUCCAAAUGUGGCAGUUAUUCAGAAGCUCUUAGUCUGUGGACUUUCCUUAUUAUUUCACUUGACCAUCUCUAAAACGUUACCUGUAGAGUAUAACAUUGAUGAGCAUUUUCAAGCUACAGCUUCGUGGCCAACAAAGGUUAUCUAUCUGUAUGUCUCUCUCUUGGCUGCCAGACCCAAAUAUUAUUUUGCAUGGACGUUAGCUGAUGCUAUUAAUAAUGCAGCAGGCUUUGGUUUCAGAGGAUAUGACCAAAAUGGAGCAGCUCGUUGGGAUUUAAUUUCUAAUUUAAGAAUCCAGCAAAUAGAGAUGUCAACAAGUUUCAAGAUGUUUGUUGAUAAUUGGAAUAUUCAGACAGCUCUUUGGCUCAAAAGGGUGUGCUACGAACGAGCGUCCCUCAGUCCAACCAUCCAGACGUUCAUACUCUCUGCCAUUUGGCAUGGGGUGUACCCGGGAUAUUACCUCACAUUUCUAACAGGUGUGGUAAUAACAUUAGCAGCACGAGCUAUAAGAAAAAACAUUAGACGUUAUUUCAUCGAACCUCCCCAACUUAAAUUAUUUUAUGACAUUAUAACAUGGAUAGUAACUCAAAUAGCAGUAAGUUACACAGUUGUGCCAUUUGUCCUUCUUUCUGUAAAACCAUCAUUCAAGUUUUAUAGCUCCUGGUAUUACUGCCUUCACAUUGCUGGUGUCUUAGUGUUGUUAUUGUUGCCAGUGAAAAGAACUGAAAGAGGAAAGAAUGCAACUGAAAAUGUUCAGCUCUCACAUUCCAAAAAAUGUGAUGAUACAGAAAACUCCUUGGGACAGAAUAGUUUUUCCACAACAAACAGUGUUUGCAAUCAGAAUCAAGAAGUAACCUCUAGACAUUCAUCACUAAAGCAAUGAUGGGGAAAAUGCUCUGAUGGCUAUUUUUAGUACGUUAACAGAAACCAAUCUUCGCACCUUUUCAAGGGGUCUGUGUUUGUUUGAAAAGAGAUUAAGUGGGGGGAAAUUGAACAGUAAUAUAUUUAGGGAAUUUCCUGUAUACCAGAUUGGAAAUGGAGUGAAAUACGCCCUCCCAUGCCAUGUCCCCGUGGGCCACGCCUUAUACACAAAUAUUUCCAUUAUUCUAAUGGGCACUCAGGACUUCAGCAUAUGUCCAUUGGGUCAUAUGUGUGCCCUGUUGCUGAAUGUAAGUUGCGUACCCCAAGGCACUGAAGAGGUGGAAAAAUAAUUGUGUCAAUCUGGAUAAAUGAGAGAAAUUAACUUUUCCAAAUGAAUGUUUUGCCUUAAACCCUCUAUUUCCUAAAAUAUUGUUCCUAAAUGGUAUUUUCAUUUGUAAUAUUGUGAGAACACGUAUUUCAAAUGUUUGAUAUUGUAUGUUGUAAAGGAAUUUAGGAGGAACUUAAAACAGGAUAUUUGAGACUGUGGAUACUUCAAAAAUGCAAUAAACAUCUCAGUAUUUGAAGGGUUUUCUUAAAGUAUCUCAAAUGACUGCAGUGUGUAGUAAAACUGUAAACAUUGACGGAUGCCAAAUUUUAGGUAGCUUAUUUUGAUGGAGCAUUUAGUUACCUUGUGUCAGUCAGAAAGCCCUUAAAGGAGGAAUUUCUUAAACAUAAAGGUUGGUAUUGUGGUAUUCUAAGCCUAUUUUCUUAAAAAAAAGAGAGAGAGAAGAUGACGAAGGAAAAAGGAAGGCGUGGAUGAAGACAGCACUAAAUGGACGGUGGAGCUGGCAGCGAGCAGGCAGCUGUGACGGGGCACAGAGAAGGACGCUGCCAGUCCCAGGAGCUCAGCAGAAGGGCUUCUUACCCGUAUUUAUCUGAGUUCUUUGUGAUUAUGUAAGACUGAAAAGUUUAAUAACGUUUUAAUACCUUAAGAUUUUAAGUGAGAUUUAUCAAGCAUAAAUUAUGUAGAAUUAGAAAGAGAUUAUGAAAAUAAUAGCACUAGAUUGCUUGAUGUUUUGAUCGAGAAAUCUCUGAGUAAGGUUACUAUCUGGCUAAUCACCUUCUUAUCCUUGAUUGUUUAAUUCGUAUUUGGUAAAGGUUUAGGGAAAUAAAAAAUUAAGGUCAUGGGCUCAGAACCACAUAAAUUAGUUUCCAACUAUUAAUCUCUCACAGUAAAAUGUUGCUGUUAACUCAUGUUAAAAUGAGUUUAGGUUCUAUAAGUAGAAAAAAAUGUGCUUUUAUCUUAUGGGCUAUUUUGACCAUAAUUAAUCUUGCUUUGAGUUGCUAAAGCAACUCUGUCAAUCCCACAGAUUACUGUGAGGCUGCAGAGGCUGAAGGCAGAGGAGGAUAUGGGGCUGCAGCCUGGCCUCGGCCAUGGGUUGUGAAUCACGCACCCCUUGAGAACAGGGUAGGCAGGGCCUCUUCACUUCACCUUUAUUUGACCAAUCUUUUGUAGAAUUUACUUUCUUUUUGCCUUAAUUUUUUUUAAUGAAGUACAAUUGUCCAUUUGUGGUGAUUGGUAUUUUUGUUCUGUUUGUUUGGAUUUUUGUCAUUAAUAAAUUUUUAAAUGAAAGUAAGGGCAGAACAACAAUUUGGCCCAAACUAUGUGGAAUUUCAUUUAAAGAAGAAAGGAAAAGCAAAUGCACUUGGAACUUUUGAGGUCUUUAUCAGCAAAAUGUCAAUUUAUAUUUUUAGAACUUUAGAAAUAUCCCAGUCAUUGUUUAUAUGAAAUGUUUUAUUUUUCUAAAGGUAAAAUUUUUCCAUCCAAGGUUAGCCUUGCUGUCUUAUCUCCCAGGAAAGGAUAGAUAGCUGAAUAAAUUUUCUCUGUUUCCCCAUGCAGUGAAAUUACGCUGGCUGUGUAAUGUGAAAGGAGAGAGAAGAAUAGUCAUGGAAAGCAUCUGCUCCCACCCCUGCCAACAGUGUUUAAUGAAUGCUGCAGAGCUCUGAUCACUAUUAGGAGAAAGUAAACAGAUUUAGUGUUUAAAGCACAGGCCUGGGCAUGUCAUAAAUGAAAACAAGAGUUUAAUUAAAACUUUUGCUUUACUUGUUCAGCCUGUCUAGCCACUUAUUAAAAAUCACCUUUUAUUUCUACUACCUGAAUAUAUUUCAUUUCUCAACUAAUUUGCUCUUACCUAAUUUUUGUCAUUAUUUACCACUACCAUCCCAAAUAUGUUUGAUCAAUUUUCCAGUUACUUUGAAGAUAAUACAUUACAUAUCUAAUCUAACUGAUUUUUACCGCCAUGAAUCAACUAGUUAUUUUUAUGAAAUGCUUUGUGGAUAGCUUUCUUCAAUUUUGGAGAACUUAGCAAUCACAGUGUACAGUCUAGAAGAAAAAAUAAAGAAAUCAUUCUAAUUCUCAAUUUAAUUUUUCUCCCGAAGAAGAAAUUUUUUAUGCUCUGUAAAAUGAAUAUAUAUCUACUUAGAGUGUUAUAAGGCUCAAUUUUUGCUUCUACUUACAGCAGAAGAAUUUUGAAGUGGUAUGUCUCUACUAUUACUACUGAGAUGAAGGGAUUCAUUGUAAUAGUGCUUGCUUUUUUUUUUUUUU
Choloepus didactylus (southern two-toed sloth) is the source of this 4621-nucleotide messenger RNA. RefSeq names its product membrane bound O-acyltransferase domain containing 2 (gene MBOAT2). Gene Ontology annotation, molecular function: acyltransferase activity. The transcript is spliced from 16 exons. The record is from RefSeq and is a predicted model, not a curated record. Gene Ontology annotation, biological process: lipid modification. NCBI's taxonomy places the organism in Eukaryota, Metazoa, Chordata, Mammalia, Pilosa, Megalonychidae. Gene Ontology annotation, cellular component: membrane. The coding region runs from base 461 to 2038 and encodes 525 amino acids.